UCAUCUAUAUCUGUCUCGCAAGAACAAGAAGUUUAUUGUCUUCCAUGUUAAUUUUUCACAGCUCAAUUUUAGGAAAGUUUUCCCUAGCAAGUAUCAAGAGCUAUUUAUUUGACCGUAUGCUAUAAGUAUAAGCUGGUAUAAGAUAUAAAUUCUGUACAUAGAAUAUUUUACAUUAGAGCAGAGAGGAAUUUCUUCUCUGGCUGAGCAUAAUAAAGACAGAUAGAUAAUAGCAGAGAGACAACUUCCUCUCUGGUAGUAAAUAACCCUUGAAAACACGAUCUCUUGAAAAUAAAUAUGUAAUCUAGGAGAAAAAAUAAAUUCGAACUCCAACUCCAUACAAAUUUCAUAUUAGAAAAGAUAUAUGCAUUUAUUUUAAUAAUCCGUAAACCAGCAUACAUAUUUUUGCAACAAAACUGAAAAAUGGUCAUAAAAUAAAUAAAAAAUUUGCUAUAAUUUACGCACUACCGUUAUCGACAAAACAUGGUUGCCAUGACGGCAAACUAUAAACGCUUUUUCUAUACAUUAAAAUCUUUGAAACGUGCGUCAAUUUAUCUUUCAGAACAUUGUUUAAAAGAAGAAUCAAAACUAAAUAUGACUAUGAAUAAUAACAUUGAUGCAAUUUUGACUGAGUUAGGGUGGAAUGAUGGAUUUCGAAUACCGGUAGCAAAUGAAGAAAAUAAACGAUUAGAAGAAGAAAUUGAAAGGAAAAUGAAACUAAAAGAAAAUUUAAGUACGAAACUCGAAUCAAUGGAGGAACGAAUUAAGAUGAUGAAAAAGCAUAUUAACAAUUUAAUAACAGAGCAGAAUAUAAAUCAAAAACUUUUAACUGCUCAUUCGGCGCAACUUAAAACUGAAGACCAUCAUUACCGAUUGAGUUGUAACACUGAAUCGAGUCUUCGCCAAGAGGCGCGACGAUUUCAAAAAGAAUGGCAAGAAGUAAAUGAGAUGGUAACAAACAUUGAAAAAGAAUUACAAAAAAUGAUAAAGAAAAUAGAAACGUCGAAAAAUACACUAAAAUAUGAUGAAAAAAAUCUGCGAGAAAUGGAGGAGAUAUUAAAUGAAAAUGAAAAUAAUAAUGAAUUAAUAGCACAAUAUAUGAAAGAAGACUUAAAAGAAUAUAAGGAACUGGAAUUAAAAAGACAGAAACUUAGCAAAGAAUUGCAAACAUAUCGUGAUUCGAUUAUUAAAACAACUAAUGAAGCGCGGGAAGUGGAGAUUAUACUUAGUCGAACAUCUGCAUUGUAUAAUCAAGCAUUGAUAGAAUACCGGCAAAUGUUUAAUCAAUGGAAAGAAAGCGUAAUCAUGUUACAACAAAGGAAUAAUGAUAUCAAGAAAGUCAUUCAAGAAACCGAAGCAUUGUACGAAAUUUCUCAAGAUAAAAAAAAAGUACUUCAAGAAUCAGAAAAAUUCUUGAUGGAGCAAAUUGAGAAUAAUAAGCAAGUUCAAGAUUCAAUUAAAAAAUUAGAAAAGGAGCUUACUACAAUGAAGGAAGAACAGAGCAACAUGAAAGAAAUGAUUACUUCAUACGAAAAUCAACUUGUUAUACAAAAAGGUAUUGUGAAAGAAUUGACACAACGUAUGCAGCAAGUAAGAGCUGACAUAAAACAUAAGGAAUCACAAAUUCAAAUUAAAAAUGCAAAAAUAGAAAAAAUAGAUAAACAAGUAAUAGAUUUAACUGCAAAAUUGCAAGACAUUACCAAUCAAAAAGUGGACAUUGAAGAAAAGGCAAAAGAACUAGAAGAGAUGAUAGAGGAGCAAGAGAAAAAAAAGUCUAAAAUGACUAAAGAAAUGAAUCGAUUACAAAUGGCAAACUUACGUGUAAUGAAUCAAAUAAAAGACUUACAAAAUGAGAAUAAAGUUUUAAAGAUGGAAUAUGAAAAGGAAUCUAAAAAAUGUGAAUAUUUAGACAAAUUACAUACCAAAGAAGAACAUAUUUUAGAGGAUAAAAAGGAAGUAUCGUACCAAGCAGAAUUUGAAGUGCGAAAAUAUGAGAUGAAAUUGAACAGAUUAAAAGGGCUUGAAUAUAACAAGUCUGAAGUUGAGAAAAAACAAAAAAAGAUUGAAGAUCUUCAAAAUACUUUAGAUGAAAAAAUGAAAGUGUCUAAGUUAUUGCAAAAACAGAUUGCUACUUUAGAAGAUAAUAUGAGGAAAAUUUCAAAUAGUAUAACACAAGAUAACAAUGAAUUAGAAUAUUUACAAAAUAAAAAACAAGAUCUUGUUCUUCUAAUGAAUGCAGGAGAAAAACAAUUAAAAGCUGCUCAAAAUUGUUAUGAAGAGAAACAAGUAGAAGAAAGUAUGCUACGACUUAGAGUAUCUCAAAUGGAGAAAAUGAUGUGUAAUAUAGGGGAAAAUGUUUAUGAUUUGGAAAGAUAUAGACUUGAAUUAGAAGCAGCAAUGCGGGAACGAAAAGCAGAAAUUGUUGUACAGAAGGAAUCUCUAAUAGUACAAAAAAGAAUUGCAGAUGGUGAAUGUUCAGAAUUAAGAAGUGCUAUUGCUGAGAGAAAAAUACGAAUAAAACAAUUACAGGCAAGGUAUGACAAUUACAUAGCAUUGUUAGGUACUAAUCCUGAUGGAACUCCAAUGAGUACUACUCAUAUGAAGAUUCAAAGUGCACAAGAAAGAUAUAUUUUACAAGAACAGGGUGAUCAAUUAGAUGAAACAAUAAGAAAAACUGAAGAUGAAAUUCAAGCCAUGGAAAAUACAUUACGAGUAAUAAAUGUUUGUAAUGACAAAUAUAAGGUAUCCUUAACAACAGAUGAUCAAAAUAAACCAGAGAUAGAAGAACAUAAAAAAUUGGAUGAAGAACUGCAGAAUGCAGAACAACAUUUGAAGCAAAAAAAGGAAGAAUUACAGUGUUUAACUGAAAAUAUGCAGAAAAUACAAAAUGACUAUGUGAAAAUUCUUGAAAAUAUAGAGGAAACUCAAGAAUGCAAAGAAAAUAAAAACCAAUAUUUAACUGACUUGAAACAUCACAUUCGUGAACAAAAAGAAAAAAUAUCAAGAGCUGAUAAAAGUUUACAGAAUGCCCAGAAAAGUAUUCAACGAUUGUAUGAAAGUACAGGAGACAAAACUGUGCUUAUACAACAGAAAGAAAUAGAAUUACGUGAACUGCAAGAACAAAAUUCUAUUGCUUUGCAAGAUAUUGCAGAAUUUACAGUUCACCACAUAGAAGUUGAGCCUUACAUUAAAAAAUUGUUAGCAUCACAGAAUAUAGAAUUACCUACAAAUUUAUUUGGCCAAUUGUCAGGAUCCAAUCAUUCUCAUAGUAAUACAAACUUAUCAGAAUGUUUACCAAAAAGUACAAAUAGAGAAAGUGUUUAUGGAUCAUCUAAGGGAAGUACUAGAAAUGUCAUCAAUAUAGAACCAGAAUUUGAAAUUGUUCCAAUACAAAGUACAUCAAGGAGGAAUAUAAAGCAGAAACAAUUAUCUGUAGAAGCUUCCGUGCAAGUACAAUCAAUGAAAAAAGCUUUUUAAUAUAAUUUUUUAAACAUUGUAUAUUAAUUUAUUUCUUAUUAUAUAUAUUUACCAGGAAUAGCAUGUAAAAUAAGAAUUUUAAGCAAUAUUUAAAAGAUAAUUAAAAAUGUUAAUGAAAAAUGAUUUAUCACCAAAAAUGGGACUUUUAGAAAUAUGGAACCCAUUUAAUAUAUAUUAAAACACCGGCUAAUUACUUUUAGGUUACAUUACUUUCUUUCAUUACAAUGAAGUAUACAUAACUUAUACUAUAGAUUCAGCAUAUACGAGUGUUUCCCAAAACUGUUAUCAAUUUAUUUGAUUACGCAUGCAUCAUGUUGAUUAUGUAUAACUGAUAGUUUUGUUAUAUUAAGAGUUUUAUAACUCAUAAC
Bombus pascuorum is the source of this 3842-nucleotide messenger RNA. Its product is annotated as coiled-coil domain-containing protein 39-like. Bases 481 to 3474 code for a protein of 997 amino acids. The record is from RefSeq and is a predicted model, not a curated record. The transcript has 11 exons. Gene Ontology annotation, biological process: cilium movement; inner dynein arm assembly; cilium-dependent cell motility. Lineage: Eukaryota; Metazoa; Arthropoda; Insecta; Hymenoptera; Apidae. Gene Ontology annotation, cellular component: axoneme.